GCAGAAUGCAAAAUGAAUCACAACGAACGAACACUAUGGAGCGUUACAGAAAGAAAAUGUUUACACUUACUUCAAUCAAAGAACAAAACUUUCACAACACUUCUUCAAAUCCAAGCUUUCAUUCUCAAAAACUCACUACAAAAUAAUCUCAAUCUUGUCACUAAAUUCAUCUCAUCUUGCACUUCAUUCGCUUCUUCAUCCUCCCGCAAAAACGACGCCGUUUCAAUCGUUCAACACGCACGUCGUUUCUUCAACCACACGCCAACCCACAACCGCGACGAGUUUCUCUGCAACACUAUUAUCAAUACCCAUUUCUCCAUUCGUCAAUUCGAUGAGGGUUUUAUUCUUUAUAAGGAGCUUUGUAGAGAGAAUUUUGUACCUAGUUCUUAUACUUUUACUUCGGUUUUAAAGGGUUGUGCUGCUUGUAAUGGUGUGAGAGAAGGUUUGGAGGUUCAUGGAGUUGUUUUGAAAAAUGGGUUUUGUUUUGAUUUGUAUGUUGGGACUAGUUUGAUUGAUAUGUAUGUGAAAUUUGGUUUUGUGGGUUUUGCUAGGAAGGUGUUUGAUGAAAUGUGUGUGAAGAGUUUGGUUUCGUGGACUGCAGUUAUUGUUGGGUAUGCGAGGUGUGGGGAUAUGAGUGAGGCAAGGAAGCUUUUUGAUGUUAUGCCGGAUAAGGAUAUUGCUGCUUUUAAUGUUAUGAUUGAUGGGUAUGUUAAGAUGGGGUGUAUGGAUUUGGCGAGGGAUUUGUUUGAUAAGAUGAGAGAUAAGAAUGUUAUUUCUUGGACUAGUAUGGUUCAUGGUUAUUGUGAGGAUGGUGAUGUUGAUAAGGCUAGGUUUUUGUUUGAUUGUAUGCCUCAGAAGAAUGUGCUUAGUUGGAAUGCGAUGAUUUGGGGGUAUUGUCAGAAUAGAAGGCCGCAUGAUGCGUUGGAGUUGUUUUGUGAAAUGAGGGGGAAUGUGGGUGUGGAAAUGAAUGAAGUCACUGUUGUGAGUGUUCUUCCUGCUGUUGCUGAUUUGAGUGCUUUGGAUUUGGGAGGUUGGAUUCAUGGGUUUGUAGAAAGGAACCAGCUUGAUGGAUCUGUUCAUGUGUGUAAUGCAUUGGUUGAUAUGUAUGCAAAAUGUGGGGAAAUUGGAAAAGCGAAAUUGGUUUUUGAGGAGAUGGUGGAAAAAGAUACGGGUUCUUGGAAUGCUAUGAUAAAUGGUUAUGGAGUCAAUGGAUGUGCGAAGGAAGCGUUGGAGGUGUUUGCGGUGAUGUUACGAGAAGGUUUUGAACCAAAUGAGAUAACUAUGACUAGUGUGUUAUCUGCUUGCAACCAUUGUGGUAUGGUAGAGGAAGGAAGAAGAUGCUUCAAAGCAAUGGAGAGAUUUGGGAUUGUGCCUCAGAUCGAGCAUUAUGGUUGUAUGAUUGAUCUCCUAGGAAGGGCUGGAAGCUUGGAUGAAGCUGAAAAUUUAAUUCAGGCCAUGCCUUACGAUGCUAAUGAGAUAAUAUUGACUUCGUUUCUAUUUGCUUGUUGUUACUUUGAAGAUGUAUCAAGGGCUGAAAGAGUGCUAAAAGAGGCGGUGAAAAUGGAGAAGGAAGGUGCCGGAGACUAUGUGAUGUUGAGAAAUUUGUAUGCCACAGGACGACGGUGGGGAGAUGUGGAGGAUGUUAAACAAAUGAUGAAGAAAAGAGGAUCAAAUAAAGAGGUUGCUUGGAGUGUUAUUGAGGUUGAUGGUAGAUUUGAAGAAUUUGUGGCUGGGUAUUACUUGCAUUCACAUUCGCAUCUGGAGGUUAUUCAGUCAACAUUGGGGCAGUUAUUUAAGCACAUGAAAGUUGAAACAAUUUAUUAAAAUUUGAAAGGGAAAGCUAAAAGAGAGAGUGGUCAAAAGGAAGCUAAAAUUCGGAAAACGGAAAAAUAUGUCUUAUUCUGCAUCUCUUUCAAAAUGUUUUUUAGUCCAUUCAGGACCAGGAUCCUAGAGUCAACCUGAAAGAUAGUGAUCGUUGAGUCCAGAUUUGACCUUUAUCAUGGCAGAGUUAUCAGAGAUGAAUUGCUUAACCAGUUCUGUUCACCGAGGAAUCUUUCAGCUAGAUAUCUAUGGUGAGUUUGUUCUAUACAGCAUGAUAAAAAGAAUGAUAUUCUAAUUGGAGGAAAAAGACUAGGUACUGAUCUGAAAUUCACUGUAAGAAACAAAUGAUUAGACUUCUUCCCCAAAUUUGGGUUCUCUGGAACGAUGUUUUAUAAAAUACAAUACCUCCAUACCUGAAUGAAAAUGUAAAACCUCAUUUUGAUUGAGAUCAAUAAAAAACCUGAAACAAGCUCCAGUUGAUUGGUUCAAAUUGUCAGCUCCGUCAGUUAAUCUAACUAACAAUAUCACAUAGAGGUCCACAUGUCCUUCAAUGUCUAGGUUGAGUCAACAGACGAAAAAAUGAAUGCUUAAAUACAAGUGUGGCGAAGGUCAACCGUGCUUCCCUUAAGAAGUUUGGGGAGACUGCUGAAAAGUGCUUGUCUGAGUAUGGAGUGGACAGGCCAUCCAUGGUAGAUGACCCGUGGAAUCUUCAAUAUGCUUUGCAGUUCCAAGAGACCUAAUAAAAUCUCUUGGAACCUGAAGAUCGUAGCACAAACCACAUUAUCGGAAUUCUGUUCACCGUCUUGAGCAUUUCGUUAAAAGUGCGAGUAUGAUCAAUGGGGCAACUCUGUCACUGAUGAUGAUGCAGAAGAUAAGUUCCUAUUGUGUGUCCAUGAUUCUGGCCAUAAGCCAUUGAGUAUAGUUACUGUUUUGGCCUUUUACUAAUUGAAAAGUCCCAAUUGAUGAAUGAAGGUAUAUUUCUGUUUGGUUAUUGCUUGUGUAAUCCUUGCUUUUUUUGCUUAUAUAAGCAAGUUACUGUAUAAUAUCCAUAAGAUCUGUUGUACUUUGUGUAAGGCAAUUAACAGUUCAGCUCCACAAAUUGUUCUUACAUGUUACAAAAAAUGUUCUGUAGAAAAUGAUUUAGCUAUUA
Molecule: messenger RNA, 2971 nt
Organism: Trifolium pratense (red clover)
Lineage: Eukaryota; Viridiplantae; Streptophyta; Magnoliopsida; Fabales; Fabaceae
Product: pentatricopeptide repeat-containing protein At2g44880
Exons: 1
Coding region: 13-1824 (603 amino acids)
Biological process (GO): RNA modification
Molecular function (GO): RNA binding; protein binding
Source: RefSeq, a predicted model, not a curated record